AUGGAGGAGAUGCUUCGUCAGAACUCCCUUUCACUCCAAAAGCCGCUGCCGUUGCCGGUGACAAUAGAACCUACAACUGCGACUACAAAAGGGGGUUUGGCUCUCAGUCCAACGAACCUUCCUGUCUCCUCUGUGCUUCUCAGCAACCACUACAAGCUUAUAGUAAAUCAGAACAUUAAGCCUUCACAAUACGACUUCACCCUUAUAAUGAGGUUCAACAGUGUCACCAUCUUCAAAUUCUUCCUCCACCUCUCUACACUCUUUACGCACCUCCAAGCUUACACCACAGUCAACAAUGUCACAAUCAGUUGCGGCACCACUGGAACAUCCUACGACGGUGAAAGAACAUGGACAGGGGACACAGGUUCAAUGUUCUUCUCUAAUCAAGACAACACCGUUUCCUCCAACCCAACAACACCACAACCUAAUUCCACCCUUAAGGUACCCUACAACACAGCACGUGUGUCUCGUUCCCAAUUCAAUUAUUCCUUCCCCGUAACCCCAGGCUCCUAUUUCCUUCGCCUCUUCUUCUACCCAGCUUCUUACCCUUCCUUUCCCCGUACACAAGCAUCUUUCACCGUUCAUUGCAACCAAUUCACACUCUUCUACGGUUUCAACGUCAACGCGGAAGACACGGAAUUCAUCUUCAGAGAGUACGUGGUCAACGUUCACAACGGUGAGACACUCAACCUCAGCUUCACUCCCUCACAACCUAACUCCCACGCUCUCAUCAACGGAAUCGAGGUAUUUUCUAUCCAAAGCGAUCUCAAUUACACCACACCACAUGGUGCGGACUUCAAGCUCGUCGGAACCGAUGCCUCGUACAGCGUUACAACCGACACUGUUCUGCAGACAGAGUAUAGGAUCAAAGUAGGAGGUCAAGGAAUUUGGCUGCCAAAAGACAUCGGUUUGUUCAGAAACUGGACCGACAAAGACGAACAUUAUUUAAUUGAAGAAGAAAAUUGUAGCAGUAAUGAUCUCGCUGGCGACGUGUAUGGUAAGAUGAACAUAACCUUGAACCAUGGUUACGUGCCAUCCAAGGAACUGUACAGAACAGCGUGUAUCACGGAGAGAUCUAAGUUGACUUGGGACUUCCCCGUUGACUCUGGCUUCUACUACUUGGUCAGGCUCCAUUUUUGUAAACUUGACCAGAACAUUACUGACAUCGCUGACAGGUUGUUCUGCAUUUACAUAGGUAGCGACCUGGCUGAGGAUCACGCUGAUGUUAUGAGAUGGAGCAACCAACAUAAAGGUUUACCCGUGCAGAGAAAUUUUGUCGUUUUGAUUCCCAAAAUGGAUACUCAGAAAAUGGUUAGUCUCUCGCUCCAAUUGCAUCCUUGUUUGAAUUCGAGCAUUCCGUGCUUGAGCGGUCUCGAGAUCUUCAAAAUCAGCGACUCCAACAACCUCGCCAGACCUAACGUGCAGAACGAUCUUGCAGUCGGAAAGAGAAGGAACGUCUUAUCAAUCGGAAAAAGCACGAAUUACAUCACAAAACAUAAAAUUAUCAUAGCAGGGGUGGUAUUCGUCUUGGUCUCGUUUCUUGGUUUCGCCGUCGUUUGGUGUGUAAUAUCCAAGUUCAAUUUAUGCUCGUUCUCAACCAAAGUACACCACCAACUGUCAACCAAUUCACACGAACUGUCAACCAACACGCUCAUCUGCCGGCGCUUCUCCCUCGUGGAGAUCAAAGCCGCCACCAACAACUUCGACGACGCUGCCGUCGCCGGCGUCGGGGGAUUUGGCCACGUGUACAGGGGCAUCAUCCGCAGAAUUUUCAUGCCGGUGGCUCUCAAGCACUUCAGACCGGGUUCAAAUGGCCCUGCAAAGUUCCUGAACGAGAUGGAGGUGGCUAUCAAGCGCCACAAACCGGGUUCAAAGCAGGGCGCUGAAGAGUUUCUAAACGAGAUCGAGUUGCUCUCGCAGCUCCGCCAUCGCAAUCUUGUUCCUCUCAUCGGUUACUGCAACAGCAAGGAGGAGAUGAUUCUGGUCUAUAGUUUCAUGGCACGUGGCAACCUCCGGGACCAUCUAUAUAACAGCGACAAGCCUCAGUUGCCAUGGAAGCGACGCUUGCAGAUUUGUAUCGACGCAGCGCAGGCGCUUCACUACCUCCAUAGUGGCGCCAAAGCAUACACGAUCAUCCACAGCGACGUGAAAACCACGAACAUCUUGUUGGAUGAGGAGUGGGUGGCCAAGGUUUCGGAUUUUGGGCUUUCCAGAAUUGGGCCCAUGGUUGAGUCCAAGGCCCAUGUCGGCGACACCGCCAUGAAGGGAAGCUUUGGGUAUAUAGAUCCAGAGUAUUAUAAACGGCAAUAUUUGACGGAAAAGUCUGACGUGUACUCUUUCGGGGUAGUGCUGUUUGAGGUACUGUGCGCUCGUCCGCCACUGAUCCGCACCGCGGAUCCGAUGCAAGAGUCGCUUUGUCAUUGGGUUAGGUAUUGUUACCAAAAUGGGACAAUGGCUCAGAUAUUGGACCCCACGUUGAAUGGGAAGAUCGCGCCCAAAUGCUUUAGAAUGUUUUGCAAGAUUGGGGUGAGUUGUUUGUCGGAAAUUGGGACGCAGAGACCGUCCAUGAAUGACGUGGUUGGGAAGCUUAAGUAUGCUCUGCAACUACAAGAAAUUGCAGAUAUUAGCGAGGCGCAUUCUAAUACUAAAAUCCCAUUGUCUGUUUAGGCGAAUUGAAUUACUUCAUUUCUAGGAUCAACGAUUUUGAUGAGGCUGGUUUAAUACGAUUGUUCUAACAAAUGCAUAUAUUUUAUGGUUGUUUCAGGAA
Vigna unguiculata (cowpea) is the source of this 2767-nucleotide messenger RNA. Its product is annotated as receptor-like protein kinase FERONIA pseudogene. NCBI's taxonomy places the organism in Eukaryota, Viridiplantae, Streptophyta, Magnoliopsida, Fabales, Fabaceae. The record is from RefSeq and is a predicted model, not a curated record.